GCAUCGGCGGAGGGAGCUACUUAAUGGUGUGGUGAAGCCUCCACCGACGCGGGAUGAUUCUGUCACGGUUUGCCAGGGCAAGCCGUGGGGAUGUGGAGGAAAAUAGGACCCAAAACGCAGGACUCUUCACUGCAAACGUCUCAGGCUCAGAGGGUCCCAAGUGACAUCUUGCUAAAACUUCUCCUCCACAAUGCGGCCACUCUGUUUUAUUUUACCAUUACUGUGCUUCCUACCUUUGCUCUCUUCUAACCCUGUAAAGCUCACUUCAAUUCUUUGCAGUCCAACACAGUACAGCUGGCCACAUAUAUCACCUAGGUUUUGUUGUGAAAAGUGCCCUGCAGGUGAGUUUGUGGCCUCACGCUCACAGACCAACUGUGACCAUAAAUGUGAACCCUGUGGACCUGGGAAAUACACAGCUGGCUACAACACGGCGAUGAACUGUGAAUUUUGUGACAGCUGCAGCAAACCAAACAUGGAGGUCAAGACAGAAUGCAACGCGACUCAUAACACCGUGUGCACAUGUAAGGCUGGCUACAAAUGCAAAGACCAAGACUGUAAAGAGUGUGUAGCCACAAUCAAACCCACCGUCCCUCCAUCUACUACUGCAAAAGUGGACGUCAAGACAGAAUGCAACCCGACUCAUAACACCGUGUGCACAUGUAAGGCUGGCUACAAAUGCAAAGACCAAGACUGUAAAGAGUGUGUAGCCACAAUCAAACCCACCGUCCCUCCAUCUACUACUGUGGUGAGACCUGAAGUUACCACCACCAGGCUCGCCUCUAAACCAAUUGCAGAUACAGUGUGGUUCCUGGUGAUAAUUGCCCUCCUGUGUACAGGAAUUGCACUGGUUAUUGUGACAAAAAUCAAGCCAUUUUUAGUCUGGAUUAGGUUCACUCACGGGUACUUCUUGGCUGAAAAACCUGCAACACAACCUGCAUGUGAUGAAGAAGUGUCCAAGCCCGUCCAGGAAGUGUGCGGGAAAUGUGACCAACCUAUGUGCUAAAGACCAGAUCUGGAAUUUGGAAGAGCGAGAACUUGACAAGACACUCAGUAGCACAUCUCAGAUGGAAAACAUUUGUCACUGCUUUUGGACAUUUAAAUGGAGCUAAAAGGCACUCCGCGCCGUGCUGAUCAAUGAAAUGCCAGAAGAUGGAAAGUUUGAGACUGUUGCUGUUUCCUGAGAGGACAGAUGAUCAUUUUGGCGUCUGUGACUUUGAAGUGUAUAAAAUUGUGGUGGGUAAAAAUCUUGGAACUGAUAAGACAGAGGGGACAUUGUGGCAGUGAAAGGGAAGUAUGUACUAUAGUACAUAAAGUUAAACAUAUUUCAUGUAUAUCUACAUAUAUGUGCAGACACAAUUAGCUGCUUUUGUAGCCAGCUUUUCAAUAUCACAUGUGGAUGUUCUGUGUACAUUUUUUCUUCUAUUUCUUUUUCAUUUAAAAUAAACUUAAUUUGACUAAAACUACCUAAUAACUACCUAGCAAAGCUUUCAACACCUUGGAUGGCAUUCUU
This is a messenger RNA of Pelmatolapia mariae (spotted tilapia), 1510 nucleotides long. It is a transcript of the gene cd27, whose product is annotated as CD27 molecule. The record is from RefSeq and is a predicted model, not a curated record. Gene Ontology annotation, cellular component: CD40 receptor complex; external side of plasma membrane. NCBI's taxonomy places the organism in Eukaryota, Metazoa, Chordata, Actinopteri, Cichliformes, Cichlidae. The transcript has 9 exons. Gene Ontology annotation, biological process: positive regulation of endothelial cell apoptotic process; positive regulation of transcription by RNA polymerase II; response to type II interferon. Gene Ontology annotation, molecular function: antigen binding; protein binding. Bases 191 to 1003 code for a protein of 270 amino acids.